This is a messenger RNA of Medicago truncatula (barrel medic), 1224 nucleotides long. RefSeq lists its product as uncharacterized. Gene Ontology annotation, molecular function: DNA binding. The transcript has 3 exons. Bases 1 to 1224 code for a protein of 407 amino acids. The record is from RefSeq and is a predicted model, not a curated record. Lineage: Eukaryota; Viridiplantae; Streptophyta; Magnoliopsida; Fabales; Fabaceae.
AUGAAUUUGCAAGCAACUUUCGAUGACUAUCUCCCCCCAAUAACAUCUCUUCUCGCUUAUCGUCACAAUAUCACUGACAUGAUUCUACUUUACACCAGCAAUGUUCCGCAGAUGCUUGAUACACUCAAGACAACUGUGAAUAUUAUCGACGAUUGCGGUAACUUAUGGGUGUGUGAGCUAACUUUUGAAACUUUUCCUUAUGAACACUUCAAGAUAGGACGGCGUUGGAAUAGGUUUGUGGAAGCUCGCAGGCUCCGUGAAGAGAUUAGGGUUUUGGAGUUCAACAUGUUAAUCAAUGCUUCCUCCAGAAUGAAUCUCUCCAAUGGCUUGAGGCUUCCUUCAUCUUCCAGAAUGAAUUUCUCCAACGGCGUGAGGCUUCGCUCAUCAUCUCAUCCCUGCAAAUCCACACAUGAUGUAGGAGUAUUCUAUAGGUCAUUGGAUUAUGGACUUUCCAGAGUUAUCGAAGGACAUAAACCGGUGCUACCAAUUCGAUGCCUUGGACAAACCGAUGGAGUCUCUGAUGCCGACUUUUAUGAACACUUCGAAACUUGGUGCAAGAAAUAUGGAAAAACAUACUCUUCAGAGGAACAUAAACGCUAUAGGUUCAAACUGUUCAAGGAGAACUAUCCCAUUAAGCCUCCUCACAAUAACUACCUUUCUCUACAAAUGCUCAAUGAAAAUUCUAAUGAAGAAGAUCACCCAAAUAACUCCUCUCAUCCCCUCACUAUCGAGGAAGCCAUUCAGAAAUAUGGAUAUGGCCUCUGUCCUUACGAGUACGACUUCCUCCCGGCUCCUCAACCCGGCACCAUGUAUCUCUAUAACAAUGGAAACCCUUUAAUUCCAUUAGAUUCUGAUUUGGCAAAAUAUUUACAGAUUUACCAGUUUUUCGAACGCAUUGAGAUGGAUGGUGACAACUUGAAUUCUUGGAAAAUGAAGGUAACUGAAGAAUCCAUGAGCAAAGGAAAGAACGUACUGAAUUUCCCAAAGAAAAUUUCAAAGAGGUUUUUGAUCGACAAUCCUCCUUACAUGAAUGUCAUUGAUCAGGAGUUCGGUGUACAUUUUCCGUGCGAGGUGAAGAGUUCUGGUGGAGAUGUUAAUGAGAAAUUUCUUUGUGAAGGAUGGGAUGAUUUUCUUAGAGCGAAACGAGUUAAGGAGGGUGAUACUCUGAUCUUCCCCAUGUCAAAGAAUGGAGGGAUGAUGUUGGUGCAAAAAAAUUCAACUUAA